AUGUUAUCGUUCUUUAAGAAAGAAACCAAGACACUUUGUGAUUAUUCCUAUGAAUAUAGUUUUAUUACUUAUGGAGAUUCAACUGAAAUAAAUAAACAACAAACAGGAGCAAAUGACUCAGGAAAUGUUGAUUCAUUUUGUUAUUUUUCAUUUAAUAAAGAAAAGUAUUUUCUAGUUGGGGAUCAUUCAGGAAGGAUUAUUUUAUUUAAUUAUAUGACUGGUGUUGAAAUUAAAUCAAUUACUAUGAAAUCACGAGCUACUGGAAUGCUUAGAGUUAAAAAGUUCUUAUUGUUUUUGAGAGAGUUAAUUGAGGAAAAACAAAAUAAUAUUGAACGUAUAGCAAAAGAGAAAUUAAGUUAUGGAAUUGUUUCAUUUAAAGAGAAAGGAGGAAUGACUAAUGCAUCUCCUAUUAUCAAAGAUAAUACUAUUAUUGAUAAUUAUGAUGCUUCAGACAAAAACAAAGAAGAAAAAAGAGAAGAAGAAAAUGAAGAAGAAAAUAAAUUAAAGAAAGAAGUAGAAGAAAUAAAACAUAUAUUUACUGAAAUACAAAGCAGUAUUAAAAAUGUUAAUAAUGAAAAUGAAAAAGAAAUAUUAGAAUUAUCAGAAAAAUAUAUUUGUGAACUUAAAGAGAAAUAUCAAAUUAAUUGUGAAAAUGAAAUGAUUUCAAAAGGAACUAUUGGAGAUAUUCAAUUUUUUAAUGGAAUAAUUGUUAUUGCAUUUAAAAAAGAAAUUUAUAGAAUCUCUUUAACUAAUUUUAUUCAAUUAAAAGAUAAUGAACUUUUAAUUGAAGAAGGAACACAUACAAACCAUGACGGUAUUAUUAAAAAAAUUUAUAUUCUUAAUGACAUUAUUAUUACUAUUGCCAAUGAUAAAAAAAUAGCAUUCUGGAAUACUACUAAUAAUAUCCCAUUAUAUAUAAUGGAAAGAGAAUCUGAUGAUUAUUAUAAAACAUCACUUCUAACUGAAGAUGGAAUAUUAUUUAUCAGUAGAACAAAUGAUAUUUAUGUGUAUCAAAUUAACACUGAACAACCAUCUUCUUCAAAAUUUAUUAAAAAGUUAGAAAAAGAAGGAAGUUCACCCCAUAUAGAUGAUGUAGAUCUUAUUGAAAUGGCUAAUAAUAAGUUAAUUACUGUAUCUUGUGAUGGAAUUGUUGCUAUUUGGGAACCUUCUCAUUUUAAUUUACUUCAAGUUAUGGGAUUACAAGUUCAAUCUACAGAACAAAAGAAACCUUUAUUUAAUAUUAAUUCCUUGUUAUCAUUCUCAAAGGAUAAUACUGUGACAUACUAUUUUGCUUAUGGUGGAUGGAUUGUUCAAAUGGAAGAAAAGAAUGACCAACUCAUUGAUGUAUCACCUAAAAGAAUAGACAACGUCUUUGCUUUGCCUUAUGGAAGAUAUAACGUUGAUGUCACUCAACUAAUCAAUGUUACUGGUUCUACUAUUUUAGCUAUUACAGCAGAAAGUGGCACAAUUUAUAUUCUUGAAAAUGUUAAAGAAAAAAAACAUGAUGUUCUUAAAUUCGUAGAAACCAGAAAAUUAAAUAGUAAAAUCACUGCUGUUCAUAUGCUUGAUGAUGAAGAUGGCUCAUUUAUUAUAACAACUAACGACGGAACAGUAUUAAUGUUGAAAGACUCUAUGAAGGAAAUGAAAAGAAGACAAGCAUUAUUUAUGAAUGAAAUGCAAGGAUUCUAA
Molecule: messenger RNA, 1689 nt
Organism: Entamoeba dispar SAW760
Lineage: Eukaryota; Evosea; Mastigamoebida; Endamoebidae
Exons: 1
Coding region: 1-1689 (562 amino acids)
Molecular function (GO): protein binding
Source: RefSeq, a predicted model, not a curated record